AUUUUAUAUUUAUGGAGUAACAAUGUCGACGGACAAAGAUAUUGAAUCGAAAAAAGACACAGAAGGCAAAAAUAAAGAUAAAAUCUAUUGUACAUUUUGCCCUUCAAAAAUGCUCAAUGCUGGAACUGCCAGAUUAAUAAACAUGGACUUUGCGCUACCUUACAUCCAUAGUAGAGCAGAAGACAAGGCUAAUCAGUCAGAAACAAUUUCUGAUUACUGGUUAAUAGAAGAUAUGUAUACUUUCGAAAAUAUUGGUGUAUCACACACUGUAGGCAACGUCAAAUAUUUAGCUUGUGCAGAUUGUGAGAGAGGUCCAGUGGGUUGGCAUGAUCUGUCCACCAAAAAGUCGUAUAUUGCAUUAUGUAGAGUAAAAUAUGAAUGAAUAGAAAUAAGAGAGCUUAUUAAUAAAAUAAUUUUAUAAUUUUAUAUGUAUAAAUAUACGUGUGCGCCCCCACAUACAUACAUACAUAAAAGCACAAGUGUACAGGAAGAUAUGCAGAUAUAAAACAAUAUUUAUGA
This is a messenger RNA of Wasmannia auropunctata (little fire ant), 519 nucleotides long. RefSeq names its product guanine nucleotide exchange factor MSS4 homolog (gene strat). The transcript has 2 exons. NCBI's taxonomy places the organism in Eukaryota, Metazoa, Arthropoda, Insecta, Hymenoptera, Formicidae. Gene Ontology annotation, molecular function: guanyl-nucleotide exchange factor activity; zinc ion binding. Gene Ontology annotation, biological process: post-Golgi vesicle-mediated transport; small GTPase-mediated signal transduction. The record is from RefSeq and is a predicted model, not a curated record. Gene Ontology annotation, cellular component: membrane; cytosol. Bases 23 to 382 code for a protein of 119 amino acids.